AUGACGGAAUACUCUGCUAUUUUUCAACCAUUCGUUGACUUGUUUACUCAGGAGCAAGUUCAGGCGAUUUUGCUGGCAUGGCUUCCCACAAAAUUGGGAUCUUUUCUCUCGGGAAUUAUUGCUGUUGACAUGUUCCUUACCACUAUUCUAGCAUCUGGGAUAACGGUCACAUUCGCCGCUCUUUUUGCUCUGAUUCGAACAAGAUUCACCGGGAUUAUGUGGGAUCAAAAUUUGGUGACGGUACAAAUUGAAUAUUACGCUACAGGAAUUUUUGGGGAUCAAUACACAUCGUUAUUCUACGAAUCCUUGUCGUGGUUGAUUUCACAACAAACCAAACAAUUGGAUAAAGGCGCUUUCAUAGUUCAACAUACCAACAAAGUUGCUGAAGGUGAAGACGAUUGCGCACCUCCUGGUUUUAAUAUUCUCCCCGAAAAGAAUCAACAGGUCACCAUCAAACACGAUAAAAGGAAGUUUCACGUGACAUUCAGUUUACCUGCUGCGGACGGUAUUAACAAUGCGGAUAAUAAUAACAAUCGAAAUUCGACAAGCACGACAAAGGUCAUGCCAUCCAUCUACCUCACCACAAUCAAAGAUUCAAAUGCCAAUGUAGACUCGGUGUCUAAUUUCCUAAAUGAAGUCACUCGUGCAUACCUGGAAUCGCAAAAGAAAACAAAAACGCGUUCACGAUUCGAACGUAACGAAGGAUAUUGGUAUAAAAUUCAAUCUUUGACUUCCAGUCGAGGUCUGGAUUCCGUCGCACUCGAUCGGCCACAAGAGAUUUUGUUGAGAAAAGAACUUGAAACAUUCAUAAGUGAUAAGGACUUCUAUCAAAGAAUCGGGAUGCCUUAUCGAAGAGGAAUUCUUUUGUAUGGAAAACCUGGUACCGGAAAAACGAGUCUCAUCAAUGCCAUUUCAUCGCAUCUUUCGCGAGACCUGUACUAUCUCAAUUUGAAGAACAUAACGGAUGACAACGAAUUGAGUGCAGCUUUCUCAUCAAUUCCGGCAAAUCAAAUAUUGGUUCUUGAGGAUAUCGAUACUCAGUCAAAAGUUGUGCACCAAAGAGGAAGGACAACUUCAUCAAGUGUCAAAUCUGAUUCUUCGGAAAACAAAGCCGUCGGGCCAACUAACAAAGGAGGUUCCGAUAGUUAUUCGAUGUUCAGUUUAUCAACAUUUCUGAGUUGCUGCGAUGGUCAUAUAUUAGCUGAAGGAAUUAUAAUCAUCAUGACCACAAACCAUGUGGAAGUGUUGGAUCCUGCAUGGUUAGUAAUUCAAGAAUAUUCGCAAUUUACAUUAUAUUUCAUCUUGCGUUCGAAUUUAUCUGAUGUUUUGUUUAUUUUUAAUAGUAUUCGUCCGGGACGAUUCGACCUUCACCUUGAUCUUGGUUACGCGACACACUACCAAAUUGCAAAAAUGUACAGUAGUGUGGUUGAAGAUCAGAAGGCCGAGUUUCCGCCUGAGAUUAUGUCUAAAAUUCCAGAUCGUCUCCUUCCUCCCUGCGAAGUUAUGAUGACCAUGGUUUUGUAUCGUAAUGAAGCAAAAAUGAUUCCGCAAAAAGUUUACGAGUUGGUGGAAAAAUACCGACACAUGAAACCUGAAGAAAUUGCAAAACAGAUGGAAGAAGAGGCCGCUAGAAUCUCGUCUACCAAUGGGGAGAAAAAGGAGGAAGCAUCCAAACUAGAGAACAAUGGCGCCGCGAUCACUCCGGAAAGUGCCCAAUCAGAUGAAAAAAAGGAUGAAAUCAAACCAGUGAUUGAAGGGGCAGUUGCGGAAGUUAUAACGAAAGAAAUAGUUGUGGAGGAGUUAAAGGUCACGACGAUCAAGGAAAAGGACAAUAUUACAAAUGCAAUUCAUAAUUCAAGUAAAAUAACUUGCACAAAUGAAGACGAUACGGAUAGCAGCACCGACGUCGAGUUAGAUGAAAAUAUAUCAAAAAAGAGCCUGGUCUCAAUAUAA
Acaulospora morrowiae is the source of this 1953-nucleotide messenger RNA. The record is from the annotation of a GenBank genome assembly. Lineage: Eukaryota; Fungi; Glomeromycota; Glomeromycetes; Diversisporales; Acaulosporaceae.